Messenger RNA from Anopheles cruzii, 3749 nucleotides. It is a transcript of the gene Sym, whose product is annotated as symplekin. The record is from RefSeq and is a predicted model, not a curated record. Gene Ontology annotation, cellular component: mRNA cleavage and polyadenylation specificity factor complex. The transcript has 4 exons. The coding region runs from base 34 to 3627 and encodes 1197 amino acids. NCBI's taxonomy places the organism in Eukaryota, Metazoa, Arthropoda, Insecta, Diptera, Culicidae.
GGAUCCUCUUCCCUCCCGGAGAAGCUAAUCAACAUGGACUCUCUCUUGCGAGGAUCCGGCUUCAGCGAAGCGGCUAUGCUGUUUACGGACGAAAAAAUCGCCAAUGCCCGUACCAAAAUUGUUGAGGCGCUGAACGAAUCACAAACGGCAACGGCAGCGGCAAAGUGUGACAUCAUCGCCAAACUACAAGAGCUUCUGCUCCACUCGGAUGUCGAGCUGUUGAACGAGUUUCUGGAAAACAUACUGGUGCUCGGCCAUGAUACGCAUCAUGAUGUGCGCAAGGCAAUCGCCGGAUUUAUCGAGGAGAUGUGCAAACAGCACAUCGCACUUUUGCCGAAGGUGAUCGGGGAACUGUUUUCGCUUCUCCGCGACUUGUCACCGAACGUGGUGAAACGGGUGAUACAGGGCUGUGGUUCGAUCUACCGAUUGGCGCUGCAGUGGAUCUGCUCGCUCGACGACAUUCCGGAAGAGGUCGAACAGGCAUGGCAUACGCUGUGUCUGAUUAAGGCCUCCAUUCUGGACAUGAUCGACAACGACAACGACGGUAUCCGCACGAACGCGAUCAAGUUCCUUGAGGGAGUAGUCAUCCUGCAGACCUACCCGGACGAGGACAGCAUGAAGCGGGAGAAUGAUUUUUCGCUCGAAGAUGUGCCCCUUACGAUGAAGCUGAUCCGGCGGCGCAAGCUGGAAGAUGAAGCGACCAACAUUUUCGAACUGCUGCUCCAGUUCCAUGCGGCUUCGCACAUCUCGUCCGUCAAUCUGAUUGCCUGCACGGGCACGCUGUGCAUCAUCGCCAAGUUGCGCCCCGCCACGAUGUUGGCGCGCGUCAUCGACGCACUUAAAAACCUGCACUCCAACCUACCGCCAACGUUGACCAACUCGCAGGUCAGUUCGGUGAGGAAGAACUUGAAAAUGCAGUUCCUCAACCUGCUCAAGCAACCGGCCAGCUACGAGCAUCAGGCAACGAUCGCUCAAAUCCUGGUCGACCUCGGUGCAUCGAAUGGGGAGAUAACGCGUGCCAUUCCGAAAAUGGACAAACGCGAGCAGCAGCGACGGGCCAAGCGGGCCCUCGAAACGGCCAUGGCUAGCGCACAGCUUGUGGCCGCUGCAAAACGACUUAAAAUGGACGAACAGCAAGGGGGGCGAAGGGGUGAAAAGGAACUGGAAGAUAAGCAGCAGCAGCAGCACCGCACGAUGGAGAUCGAUUACGACGAGCUGAACGAGCAAAAGGUGCGUUCGACGAAGCUGAACGAACAGUUCCUGCACGAUGCGCUCCAGAAAGUGGACCCCGUGGUGCAGCUGGUCAUCGGUAGCAUGGACAAAGUGUCCGAACAAACGAUUCAGGCAUCGAAACCUACCGCGGUGCUCUCCGUAGAGCAGUACAUUCAAAAGAUUGCGCACGUUUUGGCCACCCAAAUGAGCGAACUGAAGGUCGGUCCGGGUGCUUCCGCGUUCACGAAGGACCCACCGAUGAAGGUGCGAGUUAGCGAUGAGGAGGAGAAAAGCAUCAUUCAGGGUGGAAAGCGAAAAGCGGGUGAUUUGUCGUCGGAACCAGGCAACCUGGAACAAAUGGACGUCGACGAAGAACAGCAAGGGGAUGGGCCGGGGGACGAGGAAGACGACGAUGAAGCGCUCUCGGAAGACGAUCGUCAGAAGCUGGAGGCAACGCGCAAGCUCCGUGAAACGCUAGAGCGUGUCAAGGGUGGAACCGGAGCGGCUGGUACCGAACCGAAGCUCCGGCAACGGAUCAAAAUGCCAAAGUUGCAGGAAAUCACGAAACCGCUGGCGAAAGCGACGAAAGAAACGUUCCUGCUCGAUGCGGUCGGCCGGAUACUGCGCGCGGAACGGCAAGCUCUGGUCGGUGGGGUCAGUGCGCAGCGGCAGCAGAUCAUAACGGCGUUCGGGUCGGCGUUUGUUGCGCCCGUGCGAGAAGCCAUCCUGGAGCACAUUCUCGAAGAUCUCCCGAAGCGCAUCGAUCUGGCAUUUUCUUGGAUUUUCGAAGAAUACGCACUGAUGCAGGGCUUUUCGCGUUACACACACGUCAAGAACGACAACGGUCCCCAGUACCCAUACACGCAGCUGCUGGUGCGACUCGUCACCAACAUCAUCGGACGCCCGAAGGACACAUUCCGGCAGAAGGAAUCGCUGCUGAAGCGGCUCUACCUCGAAGCACCGUUAAUGCCGCAGGAAGUGACCGAUCUGCUCGUGGGCAUGUGUGAGCUUGAGGACCUCGUGGACUGUGGGAUGCAAAUUGCGAAGGAUUUGCUGAUCCGUCGGCCACCCCGAGAGCGUGUCUACCUCGAACUGCUGUUCCGGUACGCGUACCACGAGAACGGAGUGAUCCGUGAGAAGGCAAUAGAGUACGUGAUGAACGUGUUUGCCGUGCACCGGGUGCUGACGGAGGAAAUCGAAACCCGGGCUCUCGCGUGGCUUGGGCAUUUGGAACAGGAAAACCCACCGGACGCCAUAUUCACCGCCGAGUAUGGUCGGGCCGAGCAUCCGCAUACGUGGAACGAAGAUUUGGCCAAAAUUUGUCUGGGCCUGUUCCUGGAGGUGAUGGUCUACGAUCAGACGCUGUUGCAGCGAUUCUCGCAGGUGUACAUACAGGCGACCUCGGAGAUGAAGCGAGCCGUGAUACGAGCGAUCGAGGUGCCGAUCCGCAAGAUCGGCCCGGACAGCGAGGAACUGUUACGUUUGAUCGAACAGUGCCCCAAGGGUUCGGAGACGAUCAUCAUACGCAUCAUUUACAUUCUGACGGAGAAAACGCUUCCCUCGGCCGAACUCGUCGAUCGUGUUCGUACGCUCCAUCACACAAAAGUGUCCGACGUGCGGCUUCUUAUUCCAGUCAUAAAUGGGCUGACUAAGAAGGAAAUCCUUACUGCCCUGCCGAAGCUGAUCAAGCUGAACCCGGGCGUAGUGAAGGAGGUGUUCAAUCGACUUCUGGGCAUCGGUGCCGAGUAUGGUAGCGACGAACUUCCGCUCACGCCAACAGAGCUGCUCGUCGCACUGCACACGAUCGAGACCAGCAAGGUGGAGCUCAAGUUUAUCGUGAAAGCUUGCUCGCUGUGUCUGGCCGAAAAGGAUGUCUACACACACGACGUGCUGGGCAGUGUGAUGCAACAGCUGGUCGAGAUGACACCCCUGCCCACACUGUUGAUGCGCACCGUCAUCCAGUCGCUCACACUGCACCCCCGGUUGUCUGGUUUCGUGUCGAAUCUGCUGCAACGGCUCAUACUAAAGCAGGUGUGGAAGCAGAAGGUGGUUUGGGACGGAUUUCUGAAGUGCGCCCAGCGAUUGACGCCGCAGAGUUUCGGAAUACUGAUCCAAAUGCCGGCACCGCAGCUCCAGGACGCUCUCAACAUUUGCCCAGAGUUUCGCGAACCGAUGCUGGAACACGCGAGAGAAAUUAUGGAACACCAGAUCGGACACGUUUCGCAGCCCGUCAUGGACGUUCUGCUCGGCAUAUCGCCCUACUCGACCACAGAGUCGAACGAUCUGCAAAUAGUGGGUAACUACAGUGAAGAUGCACCGAUGUCAUCCCAUCUUCCGGUUAAAAUCAAACAGGAGAAGGAACCCGAACCGGCAACAACCACAUCGGCCGCCGCCCCUUUAACGAAAGAACAGUAACGCGAGUUCGUUCACUCGAAGCGCACUGUGAUCCGUGAAAAGAAAAGCAUCUUGGAGCGAAUGGCGAGACACAGCGUUCGGCUCUGACUGAACUGAAGCUGGUUUGAUUGUGUCUUUUGUUA